Molecule: messenger RNA, 1674 nt
Organism: Cavia porcellus (domestic guinea pig)
Lineage: Eukaryota; Metazoa; Chordata; Mammalia; Rodentia; Caviidae
Product: tRNA (cytosine(72)-C(5))-methyltransferase NSUN6-like
Exons: 9
Coding region: 393-1358 (321 amino acids)
Biological process (GO): RNA methylation
Molecular function (GO): RNA binding; RNA methyltransferase activity
Source: RefSeq, a predicted model, not a curated record
GUGCCUACGGGACCUCGCGGUCCCCGGCUUCUCCGGCUGGCUAGGUUAACCCUCGACCUCCCGACCUCGCCCAUGGCGCUCAUGGGCGCCCCAGUGUCUAGAUUCCAGUCCAGGUGGCUGCUCAGGAAAGAACAUAAAAAAGCAGCAGUGUGAAGCUGUUGUGGGGGCGCAGUGUGGCAAUGCAGUGUUGCGAGGAGCCCAGGUGUAUGUUCCAGGAAUUGUGUCAGCUUCGAGCUGUAAGUACUGUAAGUUAUGAAAGCUGGAGAUGUUAUUUCUGUGUACUCCGAUAUUAAAGGGAAAUGUAAGAAAGGAGCCAGAGAGUUUGAUGGAACAAAAGUGUUUCUUGGAAAUGGAAUUUCUGCACGAAGCCGCAAAGAAAUCUUCAGUGGCCUAUGCGAACUGAAAAUUUACCAUCUGCUGUAGUAACUCACGUUCUACAUCCUCAGCCCGGAGAGAGGGUUCUAGAUUUGUGUGCAGCACCUGGAGGUAAAGCAACACAUAUUGCAGCACUGAUGCACGAUCAGGGAGAAGUAAUAGCACUGGAUAAAAUACCCAACAAAGUGGAAAAAAUAAAGCAGAAUGCUUUGUUGUUAGGACUGAAUUCCAUCAAAGCAUUUUGCUUUGAUGGAACAAAGGCACUUAAACAUGAUAUGACUGAGGACACACAAGAAGGACCUCCAUUCUCACCAGAAUCUUUUGACCGAAUUCUCCUUGAUGCACCCUGCAGUGGAAUGGGACAGAGACCAAACAUGGCUUGUACUUGGACUUUGAAGGAAGUGAUGUCAUAUCAGCCACUACAGCGAAAACUCUUUUCUGUGGGUGGUCAGGAGGAAGGCUGCUGUAAGGGGACAUGGAGCAAAGGUGACCUGCGAAAGGAGUACGCAGUGUGGAGAAGGAGUGUCCCAGAGUUCCAGCCGGGCGAAAGAUCCCGAGGUGGGGCGAGCCUUGCCGAGUUCCAGAGACAGCCGGAGGCCAGUGGCUCUAAAGCAGGACACGAGGCAGCCCAGCUGCUGAAGCCAGGAGGCAUGCUCGUUUAUAGCACGUGCACUAUCACCCUGGCAGAAAAUGAAGAGCAGGUUGCCUGGGCCCUCAGCACAUUUCCUUGCCUCCAGCUUCAGCCCCAGGAGCCACGGAUUGGAGAAGAAGGGAUGAUGGGAGCUGGCUUAUCACUUGAACAGUUGAGACAGCUGCAGCGAUUCGAUCCAUCUGCUGUGCCAUUACAGGACCCUGACCAGGAUGCUCUUAGAGAUGCCACAGCAGAAGACAUGAUCCGGCUGGCAAAUAAGGAUUGUAUAGGUUUUUUUAUUGCAAAAUUUCUAAAAUGGAAAAGCACAUCAGAGAAGGAUCCUCAGAAAUGAAAAUUCCACAUCCUUGCUUUCUGUUCUAUUCCCCUCAUAUCUCUUAAACCAGAGUGACAUCAGGCCACCUAAGGAUAGUAUGGUUGCCAAGGAAACAGGAGAUGGCCGGUGGUUUCACCAGGACUGCCAGUGGUUUCAUCAAGACAGAGAAUUGUGUGUAUGGGUGGGGGUUGUGAAAUUAUGUUCUGGAUUGAAAAAAUGUUUUCUAGGAUUCAGUAGUGUAUAAAGCAAAGGAGCUACUUAUGGAUGCCUGUAACAUUUUCAUUUGGGGUCUUGUUUUAAUUAAUAAAGAAUAAUACUAAAAAUUAGUAUUUAA